AUGGAUAGUGGAUGCUCAAGGCAUAUGACUGGAAAUACUCCAAACUUUCUCUCUUUGGAAGCACACCAAAGUGGUGGUGUGUCAUUUGGCGGUGGAAAGAAAGGUUUUAUUCUUGGUAUUGGCAAGAUAAGAAGAACUCCAGAUCAUUCCAUAGACAGUCAUAGACGACUGGGUCAUGUAAGUACCUCUUUACUUAACAAGCUUGUUGCAGGGGACCUGGUCCGCGGAGUACCAAAGCUGAAGUUCUCAAAUGACAAAGUCUGUGACGCCUGUGCAAAAGGCAAACAAACCAAAUUUUCUUUCAAGGCAAAGAAGGGUGUGAGAACUACCAAACCUUUGGAACUUUUCCACAUGGAUCUGUGUGAACCUGUCAGAAUUCAAAGUAGAGGAGAAGUGAUGAAGGGAGACCAUGAGAUGGAAGAGCUGAUCAAGAAAAGGGAAGACAAGGAUAUCCUAAAUCCUGGAAACAAACAGGUUGCAAAGGAAAUUGCUGCAGAUCUCACAGGAGCACCUGGUCCCUCUAAUACUACCCAGAAUGUUCCAUCUCAAAAUCAUGAAGUUGAUGAUGCUGAAUCUGAUGCUGAAAUCGAAGAAGAGUUGAUCAGAAAGUCCGGAUGGAAACAUCAAUUCUCACAUCCAUUGGACAAUCUCAUCUCUCCACUUGACUCGGGAAUUGAAACUAGAUCCAGGACAAGAAAUCUAGUUGCAUAA
Molecule: messenger RNA, 711 nt
Organism: Solanum tuberosum (potato)
Lineage: Eukaryota; Viridiplantae; Streptophyta; Magnoliopsida; Solanales; Solanaceae
Exons: 2
Coding region: 1-711 (236 amino acids)
Source: RefSeq, a predicted model, not a curated record